Messenger RNA from Acanthochromis polyacanthus (spiny chromis), 2991 nucleotides. Its product is annotated as xin actin-binding repeat-containing protein 2-like. Gene Ontology annotation, molecular function: actin filament binding. The transcript has 9 exons. The record is from RefSeq and is a predicted model, not a curated record. The coding region runs from base 122 to 2632 and encodes 836 amino acids. Gene Ontology annotation, biological process: actin filament bundle assembly. NCBI's taxonomy places the organism in Eukaryota, Metazoa, Chordata, Actinopteri, Pomacentridae. Gene Ontology annotation, cellular component: plasma membrane; actin cytoskeleton.
GAGGGACCCCAGUAACAUCUCUGUCUUUUUCUCCCCUCGCUUCCUGAAUCACCUUACACAAUAGACUUCCCCUCCGAGCGCCAGCCUGAAGGGAAAAGAGGGGGGGUGUACGGUUUCAACAAUGGAAAUUCAAUCAGGAAAUGGAGAGGAGGUGGCGAGGGCGACCUCGGGCUCCGUUUGCCGUCGUCCCUCCGGGCCGCAGGUAGAGGCAUCAGACGAUCCGGUGCUCAGAGAGGACCUGCAGGUUGCCAAGAGGAUUGAGAGGUUCCACAUCCCACUUGAUAGCCUGAAGAGGAUGUUUGAGAAGCCGGCUGCAGCGAGCGCAGAAGUUGCAGCCGUCCACGCCUUCCCGGCCAAAAGACCGACGUCCAGCAGCCUCGCUCAGACGGACCCAUCAGCUCAUCAGACCAUGGCCUCGCCUCAGGACGCCGCUCUCUCUGCAGGCAGCGCCGGUCCAUCCAGGUCAGGACGUCCUGAGGACAGGCCACCGAGCGCCGAGGACCAGGAGGCCGAGCCGGUGUCGGUGAAGGAACGGCUGGCGAUGUACCAGGCUGCCGUGUCCAAGAAAGAAAGCAGCAGCUCCUCCUCUGCUGCGAUGAUGGAUGAGUCGGAGGCCUGUUCGCUGCCCGGUGGUCUGGCCAGCGUGAAGAAACAGUUUGAGAACCAGGAGUUCACGUCUUCGUCCUCCCAGUCCAGCGUCACCCAGAUUCACUUCCAGCAGAGAUCAGUCCAGGAGAUGUCCUCCGAGGUGACAGUGAGGAGCAGUGCCAGAGAAGUCGCCUCCUCCUCCACAACCCUCUCUCAGCAAGAGGUGAUCCAUGAUCAGAGAGUUCACCAGAACAAUGUGGCUGCCAGUUAUGGGAACCAUUACAAUGAAACAGUUAUGCUUGUCGGCGGAGAGGACCUACCAAAGGUUUCCACUCAGGCUUUGAAGCAGCAGUAUGAAAAAACGAUUGAGGAAGCUGCACCAGCCAAGGAAAUUAAGAGAAUUCGAAUUCCAGAGUCCGAACUGUGCAGGGCGUGUCGGAAGAGGGUGUACCCCAUGGAGCUGCUGAUCGCAGACAAACAAAGCUUCCAUAAAAGCUGCUUUCGCUGUGAGCACUGCAGAGGCAAACUAAGUCUCGGCAACUACGCCUCUCUCCAUGGACGAAUGUACUGCAAGCCACACUACAAGCAACUGUUCAAGUCCAAAGGGAAUUACGACGAGGGAUUCGGACAAACGCCGCACAAAGAACUGUGGAACAACAAGAACCAGCAGAACUCAGCUGUAAAAUCACCCACGCCUGAAAGGAAACUCCCCGAUUCCAGAUCUUCUACUGCUCAGGACAGCGAGAUAAACAAAUCAGUGGAUGAGAACAAAAAGCCCACCAGUAAGAUUUCAGUGGUGUGGCCUCCCCAAGCAGAUUCUCCAAAGAAGUCAUUCGCGAUCGAGGAGGAGCUGAAGUUGGUUAAGCCGUCAUGGCCCCCGAAGGAGGGCCCGCCUCAGGAUAAUGACCUCCUAAAUCAGCCGGUAAAACCUUCAUUAAAGGAGAGCGGUGCUCCUGCAGUUACAGUACAAAACGGUCCCCAGGAAAGUAAGCAGGAGCAGGGAAGCACCUGUUCAACGGAGAGCGUGAAAAAGCCUGAAGAGGCUCCAGCAGAGGCUCCGGCCUCCCCAGCAGCAGCCGCCGAGGAACCGACGAGUGCCGCUCACGCCGGAGACGCUGAAGAGCCAAACAGUAGCUCUGAGGCGGCGGCACAAAUGGGUUCAGAAAUGGAGUCUGAAGUGCACCCUGGAGUGGAAGGGAAAGAACAAAGUGAGGAGAAUGAUGGGGGAGCUGGGGGAAAAAGCAUGAAAGCGCCACAGAGAAACGUAGAGGAGAGUGCAGAGAGGGCGGAGGAAGUGAAGGUAAAUGGACAUGAUGGGCGAGGAGAAGGUGCAGGAGUGGAGAAGGAAAAGCAGGAGGAGACGGAUAAAGGAAGGAGUGAGAGCGUGAGCAACGGCGAGUCGGUAAAGGUCACGUUAAUAGACGAGGAGACGACGGCAGGGCAGGCACUGAACGCAAACAACAACAAUAAUAAUACUAAAGCCCAGACAUUGUUUAGUGAGGACGAGGAAGUAGAAAACCAGCACCUCUUUCUGACAGACACGACUGGAGAUUCUUCUCACGAUGAUCCCUGUCAAGAAUCAAAGUGGAUGCCAAGCGAAGUGCUGCAGUUGGCGCAGAGGGACGACGCUUUUGUGCCAUCGGGUGCCAAAUGUACCGAAGCCAGAGACUGCCAUUCAGACGCAGAUUUCUUCACAGAGACGGCCGGGGGAGCGUUGGCUUUCCAACGUGAGGCCGCCGAGCCGCAGGUCAGCACGUCGAGCUUCCUGGAGGACAUCUUCUCCGGCCUGAGCACCGGCAGCUCCAGCCUGCUGUCAGAUUUCAGAUCCGACUUCUUCAGCCAGCCUGCCGGGGAGAGGCCUCUGGCGUUGGCGCUGGACGACCUUUUGGAUUUUGGGAUGGAGGCGAAAGAGGAGACGACUACGAGCUGCAGCAUCGGCGGGGAGGACGCUCCUCUGUGGGCCGAGGACGACGAAGCCCUGACAGUGGAGGAGCAGAUCAAGAGGAACAGAUACUACGACAGCGAGGACAGCGACAAUUCUUAAAUUCAGCCCUUUCAGCGAAUAAACAGGCGACGUGUAACUUCACAUUUCUGUCCAUGGAGAGAUGAACUGCUCUGAUUUCAUUUAGUGUUUUUCUACUGACACCCUCUUUCCUUCUGUAUCCAGCUUUGUUUGAUGCUGAUUGAUGCACCUGGCGUGCACAGAAAUGGAAAUUCGUUCCUGUAUGUUUGUGUUUUUUGCUGACUGAUCUGAACAGGGCUGUGCAUUCAUUGCAAACCCUGUUUUUUUUCUUCGAAUGAAUGCCCGUCAGCUUUCUUUUGUGUCUGAAUAAAGAGUUUCCCCUCUUUUUUUUCUUCAUUUCUAUUUGACUUUCUGGUUGAAAUAAAGCUUCACAAACUCGA